CCUAAACCCAAGAGAUACAAUAGCCCAAAGCCCAAACCAAUAGGAAUCUCAUAUCGCGCUCCUAAAAGGCUAAAACCCUUAAACCCUCUGGAACUCCAAUCCAAGCGUCUUCCAGAUCUCAAUUCUCCACCCUCACAUCCCUCCAAUGGCUUCCGCCUGCAGACAAUUCGCCAGCAGAACAUCCCUAUCGUCCAUCCGAUCCGCCAUCAGAUCCAACGCCCCUAAAUCCCCCUCCUCACGCUUCCCCCUCCCCACCUCCGCCCCCUCCUCCGCUCCAGUUCGCGGCUUCUCAAUCUCCAGGUCUACGGGCGUGUUGGGAUGCGUGCAGUCGCUGCUGCCGCUCCAUAGCGCGGUGGCGGCGGCGAGGCUGACGUCAGCGCUGAGCACAACUUCGAGGAGUUGCCGGGCGCUCUCACAGGGUACUCUCUGCCGCACCUCUCCCAGCCUCUAAAUUUUGCUUUCUUUUUGAAUUGCACAUAAUAUCCAUAUGCUUGAAAGAAAUAAACUGGACCCGCUAAUUAUGGCCUGCUGCUCAUUACCAAGUAUGAAGCUAUGAGUUUUCCUCAAAAACCUUAAAAAUGUUGGAGUAUGUUAGCUUAGAGACUUCCAUUCCAUCUAUGUCUGAGGACUGAUUUUCCAAUUUGGUUGGCUGUCACUGCACUUGCCAUGUUUUGGCUCUGUGUUAUGGGCUUUCACUUUUGGUUCUUUUGCAUAUAUAUGCAGACUAGUAAUGCGUGCCAAUUAAUCUAGGAUGAUGUUAUGAUAAGUUUCCGUUUGGAUGUGUUACAGUUAAUUGGCUUUGUAUUGCCAGUAUACGUUGAGACAAGUUGUCUAUAGAUUUUCUGUGCUCGCCAUAUUAUAUAUUUAUCUUAAAACUAAUUGGUUAAGGUUAAUGCUGGUAUGGAAAGAUAGUAUAACUUGAUGCAAACAAUACAGAAUUUGGCGUUUUAGCUUAAAUUUGUUGAACUUAAUACAGUAAAUUUUUUUUAAACAAAUAGAAGUGGUUUGAUAACAUAGCUGCUCCUUU
This is a messenger RNA of Rosa chinensis, 1027 nucleotides long. RefSeq names its product protein NONRESPONDING TO OXYLIPINS 2, mitochondrial. The coding region runs from base 146 to 451 and encodes 101 amino acids. NCBI's taxonomy places the organism in Eukaryota, Viridiplantae, Streptophyta, Magnoliopsida, Rosales, Rosaceae. The record is from RefSeq and is a predicted model, not a curated record. The transcript has 3 exons.